CGCCUUCCCCCGCCUCCCAUUGGCCGCAGAGCCCGCCCGUAACCGCCCUUAACCAAUCAGCGCCGGGCUCGGAGCGCUGGGGCGGAACCAAAGAAGAGCGCGGGCGAUGGAGCGGGUGAGGCCUGAGGGGUCCGGAAGGGAUCGAGGGGAGGCAUUUGGGGGAUCCUGGAGUGGAAUUUGUGGGGGUUCGGCGGGGCCUGGCGUCACUCCCCCCUCCCCCCCGCAGAGGUUCAGCCUGGAGCAGCGAACGGAGCGUCUGGUGCAAAGGAGCCAGGCCCUGCUCGGGCCCCGCCCCCGCGGGCCAGAGAGGGCGAAGCCUCCGCUUGGCUCAGCCCCCUGCAGCUCCACCCUCGAUGACCCCCUCGAACGAUGGCGCUUGAGGCGGUGCCGUGGGGAGGAGACAGCGCUGGACACGCCCCUGGUAGGCGGGGCCCUGCUGGGCUCCGCUGCUCCCCAGGGUGCCCUGCCGGGAGUGCCACAGGGGCGGUCACGUGACCCACCGGGGGGCCUGCAGGGGGCCGUGCCCUGGGAAUCACGUGACCCCCCUGAGGCCCUUUGGCCAAUCAGGAGACACUUCCGCGAGCACCAGGCGGCGCCUUCACCCCAGGCCAUCUCCCAGGAACCCUUAUGGCAGGAGCCCUGUUGGAGGUCACAUGACUCCCACAAGGCCCUCUGGCCAAUGAGGAGCAGUUCUCCGGAUACCCUGCGGGGGGCACUAUACUCACAGUCCCGUGACGCCCACGAGGCCCCAUGGGAAAUCAGCAGCAGCUGCUGUGCAUCUCUGCACCAGGGGGCGCCACCCGGUGGAAAGCGAGGGUCCCACGAACCUUUGCGGCAGGAGCCAAUUUGGGGGUCACAUGACUGCCUCGGGCAUCUGCAGUGUGUGCCCUGGUGGGAGUCACGUGACUCCCAGGGCGCCCCGCGAUCUGCACCGGAGGCGCUUCCUGAGCCCCUGCGGCGGGGAGGGCCGGGCUUCAGGUCACGUGACCGCUGUGAGGCCCCUCAGCCAAUCAGGAGCAGUGCUCAUGAUGCCCUACAGGAGGCGCCGUUGCAGGAGCCACUGGGCCCUCUGGGGGACCCCCUCCUCUGGAUGCUGCGAUGCCACCGCCGGGCGAUAAGCGGACGCCUUCGGGCCAUCGAGACCCUCCUGGAAUGCCCACCUGGGCACCCCCAACCCAUGUACCGCGGGGCCCUAUGGAACGCCUUCAGAAUCGGGACUGCGUUUCCCGUCAUGCCCCGUGGUCCCUGAGAGCCCGUCAGAGCCGCGACUGUCCCCAAGUACCGUCCCAGCUGCUCCCCAAGUGCUUGCCUGAACCGGCUGCAGGGGAAUCUCUGCUCUGGCACCUGCAGCUUCUCCUCACCUGGGGAGCUGCUCAAGGAGGAGGGACAACAGCAGUGAAAGGGACUUGGGACCAAAGGAGGCAUCAGCAGAGCAAGAAGCAUUUCCCAAGCUGUAGCAGCUUCAGCACCCAUUCCACUCUGUCAAUGGAACUCAAAACGGGAGAUCAGGGUGAAGGAUUCAGCUGAAGAUUCCAACGGCCCCCUCACCACCCCUCAGAGGCGAGGAAGAAAGAGGAAUUGUGCGCCUUUUUUCCUUCUUAAAUACGUCAUCACAGAGGCAUUGCUAAAUUCUCUAAUUGGGCCAGCCAGUAUGUCAAUUGUCAGAAUCUUUAGGGAUUGGUUCUGCUGGAUAUAGUAGAAGUUUUGAGGAGCUUCUCUCUCAGAAGCAGCCUCCGCCCCCACUAAAAGCCAAGUUGUGUUAACCUAACACAUCCUUGAACCUUGGACCCUGAGAAAAGUUGAAGAAACCUCUCGAGAAGCCAGAUUCAAACUGUGAAGUUUCUUGUAGUUCUAAUGGGUCCCACUGAGGGACUCUACUGAGAAAACAUCCCAGAGCACAAAGCUGGAGGCAGUGGUGGCAGGUCACACAGUCACAGAAUCACUGAGUCAUUAAGGUUGGAAAAGACCUUCAAGAUAAUUUAGUCCAACGGUCAACCCAACACCACCAUAAUCACCAUAUCCCCAAGUGCCACAUUCAGGUACCCCUUGAACUCUACCACCUCCUUGGGCAAACUUUUUCGGUGACUGAACACUCUAAUAGUAACAUUGUUUUCUAAUAUCUGAUUUGAACCUCCCCUGGCCCAACUUAAAGCCAUUUCCUCUUGUCCUGUCACUUGAGACAGGGCAGAAGAGACUGAAGACCACCUGACUAAAACUUCUCUUCAGGCAGUUGUUGAGAGCAGUGAGGUUCCUUUUGAGCUUUCUCUUCUCCAGACUAAGAAACCCCUUAGCUGUUCCUGGCAAGAUGUGUUUUCUAGAGGCUUCCCCAGCUCCACUGCCUUCUCUGGACUCGCUCCAGCUCCUCAAUGUCUCUCUUGCAGAGCUUCUUGCCAGAACUGGACACAGGACUUAAGGUGGCACCUCAGUAGUCCCAGUGCAGAGGGACAAUCACUGCUGGCUGAUCCAGGCCAGGUGCCACUGGCCUUCUUGUCCACCUGGCAAAAAAAAUCCAUCUGGCUCAAAUCCAGCUGGCUGCCAACCAGAACCCCCAAAUUCCUUCCCACUGAGCAGCUCUCAAGCCACUCCUUCCCCAAGUCUGGAGCAUUCCGUGGGGUUGUUGUGACCCAAGGACAGGACUUGGCACUUGGCCUUGUUGACCCUCACACCGUUGUCUUCAGCCCAUUGAUCCAGCCUGUCCUGAUCCCUCUGCAGAGCCUUUCUGCCCUCCAGCAGACCCACACUCCUACACGAGUUGGUGUCAUUUGUGAACUUAGCAUGACUUCCGCUUGAUCCCCUCAUCCAGAUCAUCAAUAAAGAUGUUAAACAGGACUGGCCCCAACCCAACACUGACCCCUGGGGUCACCCACAAGUAAUGGGCUAUUAUGGAUAGAGUGGAAGCUUCAGACAAGCCCUGUCUUAGGCUAAGAUUUUUGGGUAGAGCUUGAAUUGGGUGGCCUGCACCUAAACCACUCUAGCUCACAAAUUGUAAGAGUGGCAGGUCAGGUCUAUUGUAUAAUGAGUUAUUUAUUGAAUAGACAGGAGAUAACAGACAAAAGGUCUUGAACAGAGUUACUUACUACACAGUAUAAAACAACUACUAGUGAAACAGUGCACAACACUAAGGUACCUAUAUUAAAGCUAGGAAAGAAAUAGUAUCGAUUAAGAGUCAAUGUAACUUACCACCAAACUGGCAAGAGAGUGCAGAGUCCUUUCACUCAACCUUUGAGAGAGUAACCACAAAACCAGCAUCCCAACUUUGGGGAAAAAGCCCCACACAUUUCCAGGGAAUGUGCAGAAGAUGUCUGCUUUGUGAAAAUUUGGUGUAACUUUAAUAGACUGUGAAGUAAAGUGUCUGUUAGAAAUUCCAGCUUAUCUUUCCACAAUCUUGCUUCCACAUCAAGAUGUUUAUUGUCAGCUAGAAGUGUCAUUACCAUGGCAUCCGAAUAACCAUGAGACAAGCGGUCUUAAGCAAUUUAUUUCACCAAUUAGGAAGCUCUUGUGGUGGGUGUAAGAGCCAACAGAGAGAUGGGGACUUCAGAUGGUUUUUCUUUCUAAUCGUGUUUAUUCUAUAGCUUAGAUUACAGCAGGGGGUCAUGGGUCAGCCUAAAGCUGCUAGCAACAGGCAAGCCCUGUGUCCUGAAGCCCACUUAGUUCUGGUUACAGUGCAUUAUAUCUCUUUCUUUUUCUGUGCAUAUUAUUACAUAACAACCAAGCAGCAUCAUACACAAUACCUUUACAUGUACAUAUAUCCUAUCAAAACUGCUAAAAUUACCAUACUAUGUUAGGGCCUAACUAAUCAUCUGAGUUAGUAAUUACAUGUUAAACUUUGAAACUUGUUUUGCAGUGGAAAAUUCUUUUUGCUUUGGUGGAAAAUAUCUUUCUGUCUGUCUGUGCUUCUUUACUUGGUAGAAAACAUGCUUUGUUUGAAGACCACUUAACCUGUUGGACUUUAGCCAUAAAACUUCCUUCUAACUGACAGAACCUUUGCUCUAAGCCUUCCAACUUGACUAAACCUUUGUUCUUUCAGCUGUUUCAGCAACAGCUAUCCCUAAAAACAGUUUUUUAUAUAUCAAAGCUUGCUUUCAUUUCUAAAGAACCUUCUGCUAAGCAUUCAUAUCCAUAAAAUUUGUCUGUUAAACUCUCAUCCUUCCCAACAGCGGGGAACGCACCGACCCCAACUCGAUUUAGUUCCAUUCCCCGCCACUUUCUGGGCAUCAGCCAGUUUUUCACCCAGCAAGCUGUUGCCCUGUCCAAUCCAUGAGCAGCCAGCUUCUCCAGUGUCAUAAGCUUUACUGAUGUCUGUAAACACACAUCCACAGCCUUUCCCUCAUCUACUGAGUGGGUCAUUCUGUCACAGUAGGACCUGCCUUCCCCAGCCAUGCACUGUCUUGGCCCGAUCUCCUGGUUGUCCUGCACAUGCUGUAGGAUAGCACUCAGGAUGAUCUGCUCCAUGGCCUUCCCCAGUACAGAGGUCAGGCUGACAGGCUUGGAGUUCCCUGAAUGUAAUGUCCCGGUUGUGGGUGGGGAGACAAAAAUCCACAACUCAUGCUCCAGGUGCUCAUGAGACAAACACCUUUUAUUAUUCAGAACUUACUUAAAUACCCAGUUCAAAUCUCCUGGGCUAUACAGCCAUUGGCUGAGAUCUUUCUCCCUGCCCAGCUUCCUGGUCAGUGGUGUGUUUACUUCUCACCUUGAAUGGGGCUGGCUGAGGGUCCCCUGUAACUUCUCCAGGGACAUGUUCAGGCAUGAACUAGGCUAGCUGAAUAGGAUUUGUGUUAUGGUCAGAUUCACUUUGUCCGGUGCAGGCCACCUGUACUGUGACAAUACCGUGACACCUGAAUCCUCCUUCCAAUCCUUCUGAUAGAUGGGCAUCACAUUGGCUGAUUUCCUGUCAACAGGAACUCCUUCAGUUUACCAGAGCUUCUGAGAAACUAGUGAAAUCAGCUUGGCCAGCUUUCUCCAGCUCCCUCAUGUGCAUCUCAUUUGUGCCCAGGGACUUGUGCGUGCAUGUGUGUGUGUGUGUGUGUGUGUGUGUGUGUGUGUAUGAUUGGCAGAGCAGAUCACUGACUGUUUCCUCCU
Molecule: messenger RNA, 5079 nt
Organism: Poecile atricapillus (Black-capped chickadee)
Lineage: Eukaryota; Metazoa; Chordata; Aves; Passeriformes; Paridae
Exons: 7
Coding region: 107-1249 (380 amino acids)
Source: RefSeq, a predicted model, not a curated record